AUGUGCAACUUGUCUGGAACGCUUACAUCACAGGAAGACAGGCGUGUCGUAGAAGUCAAAGCAGCGCCUCCGCAGUAUGAUAGCAUCAUGGAGACGCGGGGUGCAGACAGACCUGCCCCCGAUGCGAACCCAACGCCUGCGCUCUCGCAUCGUAUGAAGCACGACAAAUCGAUCCUCGCAUUGGCAGUAUCGUCACAGUACAUCUUCGCCGGUACUCAGGGCGGAGAGAUCCUAGUGUAUAGCCUCGAUACCUACGACCGACGCAGCGUCAUACAUGCGCACAAGGGCAGUGUGCUCGGCUUGUGCUUGUCGCAUGACCGCAAGUGGUUGUUUUCGAGCGCAGCCGAUCCAAUCGUCAAUGUCUGGUGCACGUCGACGUUCAGACACCUAUACGCUCUCUGGUCACCAUACGACAUUGGAGACAUUUUCUGCGUCGCAUACUCGUCCCACCAUCGCACUGUUUACCUCGGAGCCCAGAACACAAGCAUACAAUGGUACGAUCUAAAAGAGAAAGACACUCGACCGGCUCCGAGUCUCUCUUCGCAUCCUGCCGAACGGAAGAACAAGUUCUUCGACUCUCUUGGACCUGGCGGCGCGCAGACCCCAAAACCUAGCGGGGCGGACACACGGCCACGGGACGCAGUGGGCGGGCAGGAACUGCAAAUUGACAGCCAUGAUAUUUGCCAAUUCGCCCACUAUGGAUACGUGCACUGCAUGGUCUUAGGAACGGGGAUACUACCAGAGGCGCCAUCUGAGGAGAUUCUGGUUUCUGGUGGAGGAGACGGACGUAUCUUGCUAUGGCGGAUAGACCCUGCGCAGCGUGGUGCUAUAACAAGCAUCUAUACACUGGAAGAUGGGAGAGAAGAAGGUGAAUCUAUACUCUCCCUCGCCCGAGAAGGUUCCUUCCUGUACAGUGGACGCUUCGACGGCGAGGUCAACGUAUGGGACCUAGAGACCCGACAACUAGUGAGAAGUCUGAAAGCGACUACUGGCGACGUGCAUACUUUGACGCUGGGUGCCGGUGUUCUCUACGCUGGUGGUAAAACAGGUGUCAUGCAGAAAUUCAACGAGCACUACGAAAGCAUCACGUCCUUCAAAGCACACGACGGCUUGAUUCUCGCUUCCGCCUUUACCUGCUACAAUGACAAACCCACUCUCGUUACGGGCGGCAACGAUAAUACAGUGGUUAUCUGGGAAGUCAGAGAUUGUGCGGAACCCAAUGCCGUCUCACGCAGAAGUAACAAUGAUCUCAUGGUGGAGUCCCUGAGCCAAGGGGCGUCUUACUUGCGCUCCGUUUUCCACAAUUUUGGCGCUGUGACCGAGAUGAUCAAUACAAGCGAGUACAACCCAAUUGUAUUUGCCAAGUUUCGCGGUAAUCCGGCUACAGCGGCCUCGCGUAAAAAGAUUCUGUUUUAUGGGCACUACGAUGUUAUCCCUGCAGAAAACGAGCACCGCAAGUGGAAACACGACCCCUUCGCGCUGACUGGAGAAGGAGGCUACUUGUAUGGUCGGGGCGCUUCUGACAACAAAGGACCGAUCAUGGCUGCCAUCUACGCGGCCCAUGAGCUCGCCAAUGAGCAGAGCUUGGACUCCGACAUCAUCUUUCUGAUUGAAGGUGAGGAGGAAAGUGGCUCUCGCGGGUUCGAGAAGGCUGUGCAAUCCAGGAAGGAUCUCAUUGGUGAUGUUGAUUGGAUCCUGCUGGCGAACAGCUACUGGCUCGACGAUCACGUACCGUGCCUGACAUAUGGACUUCGAGGAGUCAUACACGCCACUGUGCAGAUUGAAAGCAAGCAUCCCGACUUGCACAGUGGUGUGGAUGGAAGUGCUCUGCUGGACGAGCCCCUCAAAGAUCUUGUCAUGCUGCUUUCGCGAUUGACUGCACGUCAUGGCAAAGUCCAAAUACCAGGCUUCUAUGAUCCCACCCUACCAUUAACAGACAAUGAGAAGGAGCUGUACACAGAGAUCACCAGGACGCUACUACGCAGUAACCCAGACCUUGGCGAUGCUGAAGAACUAGCACAGUCACUGAUGAGGAGAUGGCGAGAAGCUUCACUCACCAUUCAUCGCUUCCAAACUUCUGGCCCUGAUAACUCAACUAUCAUUCCGCGUCUUGCCAAGGCCGCACUCUCCAUACGGCUGGUGCCAAAUCAAGAAGCAGGCAACGUAGCAGAGAGUUUGAAGUCCUUUUUGCAAUCAGAGUUCGAAGAGCUAGAUUCCAAGAACCAACUCAAGGUAACAAUAGAUCACCAAGCUGAGCCGUGGCUUGGUGAUUUCAACAACGAGAUUUUCCAGACGCUUGAGCGCGCCAUUAUGUCAGUAUGGGGUCCAACACUCGGACAGAGGCGAGAGAGUAUAUCCACAGUCAAGUCGCCAGACUAUUUCUCGCCACUGUCGCAAGCGAAUGCUGAACUUCCAACGCCUGCUACUAAAGACAAACCUGCGCCUGCGACAUCGAAUACUCUGGCAAACUCAUCAGAUCCAGCUCUCUCAGGACCUGUUCUCUCAUCCGGCACCUCGACACCUGACAACGCUCGGGGCGAAGGAGUGUCUCGUAAGCCUCUCUAUAUUCGGGAGGGUGGUUCUAUUCCCAGUAUCAGGUUCUUGGAGAAGGAAUUCAACGCUCCAGCCGCGCAUCUACCGUGCGGUCAGGCAAGUGAUAGCGCGCAUCUGGACAAUGAGCGUCUAAGGCUAGUGAAUCUGUAUAACAGCAAGAAGAUCUUCAAGGAGGUGUUUCGAGAGCUUCCAAGGAAAUGA
Alternaria burnsii is the source of this 2754-nucleotide messenger RNA. Its product is annotated as glutathione degradosome. The transcript is spliced from 8 exons. Gene Ontology annotation, molecular function: protein binding; peptidase activity. The record is from RefSeq and is a predicted model, not a curated record. NCBI's taxonomy places the organism in Eukaryota, Fungi, Ascomycota, Dothideomycetes, Pleosporales, Pleosporaceae. The coding region runs from base 1 to 2754 and encodes 917 amino acids. Gene Ontology annotation, biological process: glutathione catabolic process; proteolysis.